GUCAGUUCCUCUACUGCCGUGUCAGCCGCGGACAGCACUGCCGACGCCGGAGUAGCCAGGAGGAGCGACAUGUUUGGGAUGUGGAGGACCCUCAGCGCAUGUGGCUGCCUGCUGAUGCUCAUUCAUUCAUUCAGCGAUGCAUUCACAUGCGACUCCAAACAGCUAGAGUGUGCCAACGGACGGUGCAUCGGUCGCAGGUGGAUCUGCGAUGGAACAGACGACUGUGGAGAUGGAACCGACGAGCUGCCUGAAAUGUGCAGUGCCAGAUCCUGCACAGACAGGGAGUUCAGCUGUGGAGAUCCUCUGCAUCAGUGCAUUCCCAUUCGCUGGCAAUGCGACGGCAGAGCGGACUGUGACAACGGAGCGGACGAGAAAAACUGCACGACCAAACCGUGCACACCAGACGAGUUCCGUUGCGCCAGCGGUCAGUGCAUCUCUCUCAGCUUUGUCUGCGACAAAGACGACGACUGUCCCGACGGGUCCGACGAAAUUUCCUGUCCCAAGCCCACCUGCAACACUCGGUCGUUCCAGUGCAACAACUCUGUGUGCGUCCCUGGACUGUGGCGCUGCGACGGGGAGCCGGACUGUACGGACGGCUCGGACGAGUGGCCAACCAACUGCCAGGGAACCGUACCCAAGAAGAAGGAGAGCACUUGCGCUGUUCAUGAGUUCCAGUGUGGCGAUGGCGAGUGUAUCCACGCUACAUGGCGCUGUGACGGAGGUCCCGACUGUCAAGAUCACUCGGAUGAAGCUGACUGCAAUCAUCCCACCUGUCGUCCCAAUGAGUUCCAGUGUCGGGAUGGGACUUGUAUCCCUGGCAGCCACCAGUGUGACUACACCGUCCACUGCAAGGACAUGAGUGACGAGCUAGGCUGCCAGAGAGAAAAAGUGUGCGAAGGCCAGGACAAGUUCAAGUGCAGCAGUGGUGAAUGCAUCAGUAUGGAGAAAGUGUGUGACACCAACAAGGACUGCAGUGACUGGUCGGAUGAGCCCAGCGAGUGUGACAAUAAUGAGUGUUUGUCUUCAAACGGCGGCUGCUCUCACAUCUGCAAUGAUCUGAAAGUUGGCUUCAACUGCUCCUGUCAUGCGGGAUACGCGCUGAAGAGCGACCAGAGGACCUGCGACGAUAUUGAUGAAUGUGCUGACCCAGACAUCUGCGCUCAGAUCUGCACUAACCUGCCAGGGAGCUACAAGUGUGAGUGUGACGACGGUUAUUCCAUCGAUCCAGCCACCCAGACCUGCAAGGCUAUAUCCGGUGCGGUGGCCACCCUCUACUUCGCCAACAAGCACGACAUCAGGAAGUUGUCGGUGGACCGCAGGGAAUAUGUCCGUCUGAUUCCUCAGCUGAAGAACACGGUGGCUUUGGACGUGGACAUGUCCAACAAAGUCAUCUUUUGGUCUGACCUGUCGCUGAAGAAAAUCUUCAGGUCAAAGCUCGACCUUGCCGGUCACUUUUUGAACCACAUGCCAGUGAUCAGCAGCGGGCUUGAAGCCCCAGAAGGCAUUGCAGUCGACUGGAUCCACGGAAACCUCUACUGGACCGACGGUGUUUUGAAGACCAUCUCUGUAGCAACGGUAGACGGCGGGAAGUCAAAGACCCUCAUCACAGAGAAUCUGCAGAAGCCCAGAGCCAUUGCAGUGGAUCCUGUCAAUAACUUCAUGUACUGGACUGACUGGGGUGACGAUGCCAAGAUCGAGAAGUGUGGUCUGAACGGCGCCAGUCGCAUCGCCCUGGUGACGGACAACAUCGCUUGGCCCAACGGCAUCACCCUCGACAUGGAGAAUCAGCGUCUGUACUGGGUGGACUCCAAGCUGCACACACUGUCCAGUGUGGAUGUGAACGGUGGCACCAGACACACACUGAUUCACAGUGAAGAGAAGCUAGCACACCCGCUGUCCCUCGACGUGUUUGAGGAGAAGGUAUUUUGGAGCGACCUCUCGAACGGCGCCAUUUUCAGUGCCAAUCGUCAGACGGGCAAGGACAUCACAGAACUGGCUAUAGACCUGAACCACCCAGAAGACCUUGUUCUUAUCCACAAACUCAAACAACCGCUGGCCCGUAACUGGUGCGACGUGGGCAACAGUACGACGGGAGGUUGUGAGUUCCUGUGUCUGCCCGCUCCAGCCAUCAACCUGUACUCUCCCACAUACACUUGUGCCUGUCCUGACCACAUGACCAUGGGGGACGACUUGAGGAGCUGUGUGGCAGGAGCUCCUGAUGCAGCCGUGCCUGACGUGAGGGCUCCCGCUGUCAAACCUGCAGCAACAACCAAAAGUGCUCCAGCAACAACCAGAAGUGCUGCAGUAACAAGAGCUGCUGUGCAAAAAAACUCUGAAUUUAAUGACGGGUCCACCCACUCCACCGCAGUCUACGUCGUGGUGCCGCUUGCUGUUCUGUCUCUGCUGAUUUUCGGGGCCUUGUUUGUGUGGAGACAUUGGCGCCGCAGGAACACCAACACCAUCCACUUUGAGAACCCAGUCUAUCAGAAAACCACAGAAGAUGAAGUGCACAUCUGUCGGAAUGAUCCUGAGGGCUACGUCUAUCCGGAGAGGCAAGUGCUGAGCAUGGACGACGUGGAUUCUGCAUGAAGUGGCACCAGAAAGUGCUGAUGGAAGGAAAAAUGCCACAAACACCGCCGUGCUCAACAAUCCCCUUUUUCACCAGUGACCCAGUUCUGUGGCGAACGUGUGACCUCACUACUGUGCCGUCCAGGUUUCCUGUGAAAACUGGCUGCAGAACUUGACUGCAGGUUUGAAGCCAUCUCAGAAGUGUUUUUAACUUGAAUUGACCGCUGGGUCUUGAUGCUGCUGUGCCUUCCAGCCACACCAGUGGUUUUCUUCACUGGGUUUACAUGAAGGCCUUGAACUGGAUGACCUCACCGUCAUUGCCUGAUGGUUUUUGAAGCGGGAGGCACUUUCCUCCAGCUUCAUUCGCUUCCCAUUUGUACGCUGAACAGAUUUCCUCCCCUGUCUGUCUCAGCUGCUUGUCUCUACUGUGCUGCUCAUGUUUCAUGAAGACCAAUGAAGGCUACAGUAACUGCAAAGAAGAAACUGCUGUAAAUACACUGUAAAUAUUUUUGUAAACACUCCUAAUUUCACCUGUCUCUUCUUUUUUACAUUUAUGAAUGUGAAGGCUAAAGAAUUGUCAUUGAGAGAUGUAUUUAUUGAUGCUUACUGUAGGAGAGUCUGCAUAGCAGGUAUUUACACUUCAAAGGCCUGUUGAGUUAUUGGUGUUGGAAGGACCAAAGCAACCAUGCACUGUAGAACAUGUUUGACUCUGUUUUGUGGCUCACUUUAAUUUAUUUUCCAUCGAUAUUUUUUGUGCACAUGAAGUCGAGGGCACAAAAGUAAUGUCGUCUAAUGCACAGUGGUUGAUUUAAGUUGUAUUUGUUUGUUUUUUUAUUUUAUAAAUAAAUCCAUAUCAACUUGU
Synchiropus splendidus (mandarinfish) is the source of this 3430-nucleotide messenger RNA. Its product is annotated as low-density lipoprotein receptor-like. Bases 70 to 2589 code for a protein of 839 amino acids. The record is from RefSeq and is a predicted model, not a curated record. Gene Ontology annotation, molecular function: protein binding; calcium ion binding. Lineage: Eukaryota; Metazoa; Chordata; Actinopteri; Syngnathiformes; Callionymidae. The transcript has 18 exons.